Solea senegalensis (Senegalese sole) is the source of this 3776-nucleotide messenger RNA. RefSeq names its product abhydrolase domain containing 8a (gene abhd8a). Lineage: Eukaryota; Metazoa; Chordata; Actinopteri; Pleuronectiformes; Soleidae. The record is from RefSeq and is a predicted model, not a curated record. Bases 373 to 1779 code for a protein of 468 amino acids. The transcript is spliced from 5 exons. Gene Ontology annotation, molecular function: catalytic activity.
CGAACAUACCCGAGUAUACUGCUGUGUCUGCUGCGGAUACAAGGGCAGCAGCACAGGGUAGGGCCCGGCCUGGAUGUGCAGUGGAUACACAGAGAUCAACAUCCCCGUUUUUUGAGUCGUAAUGGGUGUCCUAUGGAGAUGCAUAUGGCAUAUUUUGUGGAUGCACGCCUUUUCACCCACGCCAGCCCAUCUGUGCUCUGUGAUCGCUGUCUGAUGAGACCAAUACGAGGCUGUGACUGUUUUGCAGCAUCUUCAGCAUAAACAAAUUGUUGCGCCACAUGCAUCGUUUCUCUAAUCUCAGCCCUUGACUCUGAACCUGCCGGCGCAGAUUUCUAAUCACAAUAAUUAUCAGCAUAUCUGCAGGGGAGAGCCAUGCUGACCAGCAUCAUUGAAGGGAUACUCUGCUGCCUGACUGGUAAGGCUGCCAGGCUGGUUUUGCCCCUGGAGUCAUCAGAACCCUCUGAUGGGUUUGAGUUUGUGGAGGUGAAACCUGGGAGAGUCCUGCGAGUGCGGCACAUCGUCCCUGAGCGUCAGACCAUAGUGACAGAAGAGCAAUAUCCAGGCAAAGAGAAGACAGUUUGCAAUAACACUGAUGACGGCUCUCCUGAGAAUAAUGAGCACAAUACUGGCAGCAGUGUCCACUGCAAGAGGAAGAUCACAGUCUUUCGCGACGGCCAAAUGGUGAUUAAGAAUCUUGGUGAUGUUUUACACUCUGAGAUCCUGCAGUGUCAGGACGGGGAUUUGGAGCCCAGAAGCACUGUGGAGGUGGAGCUGGCUGACUAUAAAGAAAUGGCUUCUUCUCCAGACCCCAGCCAUUUUCCUCCACCUCCUGGGGAACAGAAACCUGCUCCACCUCCUCGCCGUCAUUGCCGCAAGCCCAAGCGCACAGUGUUUAUCAACUCAAAGAGGGUCAUCUCAAGCUGCAAAGGGAUGGACACAGACGUUGCGCUGUUCUUUGUGCACGGCGUGGGAGGCUCUCUGGACAUUUGGGGCUCUCAGCUGGACUUCUUCUCUCGGCUGGGCUAUGAGGUCAUUGCGCCAGAUCUGGCAGGGCAUGGAGCCAGCACUGCCCCACAGAUUGCAGCAGCUUAUACAUUCUAUGCCCUGGCAGAGGAUCUACGUGCCAUCUUUAAGAGAUAUGCCCGCAAACGCAACAUUCUCAUUGGCCACUCAUAUGGGGUGUCAUUUUGCACCUUCCUGGCCCAUGAAUAUCCUGAUUUAGUCCAUAAGGUGGUGAUGAUCAAUGGAGGGGCACCCACAGCUCUGGAGCCCAGCCUCUGCUCCAUUUUCCAGCUGCCAUCUUGUGUCCUUCACUGUCUGUCUCCCUGUCUGGCAUGGAGCUUUCUCAAAGCAGGGUUUGCCCGUCAAGGCACCAAAGAAAAGCAACUGCUGAAGCAGGGCAAUGCCUUCAACGUGUCUCCAUUUGUCCUACGAGCCAUGAUGAGUGGCCAGUACUGGCCUGAAGGGGAUGAGGUCUACCAUGCUGAACUCACUGUUCCCAUCCUUCUAGUUCAUGGCAUGUGUGACAAGUUUGUGUCCAUGGAUGAGGACCAGCGUAUGGCAGAGAUCCUCAUGUUCGCAUUCCUAAAAGUCAUCGAGGAAGGCAGUCACAUGGUCAUGAUGGAGUGUCCCGACACUGUCAACACCCUGCUCCAUGAGUUCUUCCUAUGGGAGCCCGACAUGUCCAAGAAAGAAAGCAACAAGAAAGACACAGAGAAGACAGUUGCUAUCAGUGACACUCUCAACACACUGAAAAUCAAAAAGUCUAUGGAUAAAUAACCAACAAGGAGACUAGUUUUAACACUGAACCAAACAGAAGGCCUUUUUUGGCAGUUGGCAUGUGUUCUUAAGGCUGCUUCUCAGGCUGACAGCUGUUAUAUGCAGGGCCACAUCUUAAGGAUGUGGGCGGCCACUGGUGCUGAAAGAUAAAGCUAGACCUAGGGCAGGAUGCAAACUAGAGAACGAUGGAACAAAUAUGCAGUGGGUUUCUGCUUUGUUUUUUGAUACAAGUCUGUGCUCCAUCAUGUUAUGUCUGCAAAGAUACCUAAUGUGAUAUGUGUAUGAAAUGUUUCUGAUGAAGAACUAACUACUACAAGAUAGAAAAGGGAUAAUAUCCAAUAAUUCCCUUGACCUUCUCUGAGAUAUUUUGUGAAGUACUACAACCCUCCAGUAUGCCUUUAUGAAAAAAAAAAUCACCUUCACGUUGGGCCAUUCUCUGCUUUCAGUGAGAACCUGGAAAAGAAAUAUGUACUGGGUUGAGGAAUUACAGAUGUCAUAAUGAUGACAUAGAAAGGAUAAUAAUAAUGGUUAAUUAAGGAAAUGGGUGAAAGCAGGGAUGUGCUGAUGUACAUGCAAAAUUUAAUCAACAAUUGCAUAAAAUGCAAACAUGAAUUACAUUUUUCUUGAAAAACAAAAAAACACCAAAAAAAAAUUACACUUCACCUGCAUACCUAUUUAUGACGUUUAUAUUGUGCAGUCUGUACCAUCUGAAACAUGAUCACUCACAAUCACAGAUAUUGGUUUAUUUAUUUCCAAAUUACAAUGUAAUUAUUUUCAUAGAAUGGACCCCUAAUUUCAAACAUCUUCCCAAAAAGUGUGACUAUGUUAAGCACAAUGUAAUCAAUCACAUAAAUUCUAGUUGCAUGAUAAUUAAUUGAUAUUCAACAAGGGAUUUGUAUAAAAUGGUUGCAAACGCAGAUGUUACAAACAUGGAUGCCUAAUGGAUCUCCUUCUCUAGUGGUAGCAGCCGUUUCUUCAAAACUACAUAAUAUCCAAAGGAUACAAGGUACUGACGCCCUGCACAAGUUCAGAAAAUCAGUGUAAGGGUUGAUUCAGAUACUUUAAGAAUACUGUCAUAUUGAAAAACUACCAGUGCACUCCUCACUAAUCAAUUAAGUGUUCUUCUAAAAAGUAUUAUUUUUGCCUUUAUUCUGAAACAGCAACUGCCAUAACAACUGUGGUUAUAAUGACCGCUUUAAGCUGUUGUGUCUCAUAGCUGAUAAAUACAAACAAAUGUGUGUGCUCCCCUUUUCCGCUCCAGUCCGCCCUAUUUAUCGAAUAGUGUUAGACUGAAAGAAUGAGUUUAAUAUUAUGCUCAAUGAAAGACAUUCAUUCGUGGGUGUUGCUUUGUCUCAUAGUGGGACAGUAAGGUGCAAAUAAAAGCACAGUCUAUGCUCCCUGACAGUGCUUCUCUAAUGACUUAAUAGUUCAUACUGUUUUUAAUAGCAGAAUGUGUCAAUUAUUGAAUUUGAAACUGGAUUUCUAGGGAAUGAAAUGAAUCGGACAAAGGAAAGAGUCAUCUUAAAAAGAGGGACUCAAUCCUGGCUGUUAUAUAUGCAUUUUGACAGAAGGCUGAUGCAACAUGAGUGGAAUUAUGCAAAUGGAACAAAUAGAGAGAAACUGAAAUGAAAUGAUGAAAUUAGAUAAACUGAUGGCUCGAAAACAUUAUAUAUUCUCUAUGGACUUUCCAAAAAACCAAGUGCUGCUGAUGCAACAUACUGUAUGCUUCCUUUGGUGUAAUAGGUCAGUAAAACUGUAUGGGCUACAGGGUGCAUAUUUAUGUCCUCUUGCAUAUACAAAUUGUCAGUGCUCAUGUGUUUUAUCUUUUUCUCGUUGACAAAAUGUGCUAAUGUUAUUCUUGCAUUUGUUCAUGGGAAUCAUAUUAUAUGCACUACCUGAGUAUAGUUGCACAUAACAUCAUAUAUCCUAUGAAGACAGUUGGAUUCAGUGUAUGAAUGUGCCUUUCCUGGCAUGAAAUAAAAAAGAUGUUCACAGUC